Molecule: messenger RNA, 3537 nt
Organism: Oncorhynchus gorbuscha (pink salmon)
Lineage: Eukaryota; Metazoa; Chordata; Actinopteri; Salmoniformes; Salmonidae
Product: NMDA receptor synaptonuclear signaling and neuronal migration factor-like
Exons: 15
Coding region: 218-2035 (605 amino acids)
Biological process (GO): positive regulation of neuron migration; regulation of neuronal synaptic plasticity
Cellular component (GO): nucleus; cytoplasm
Source: RefSeq, a predicted model, not a curated record
CGAGAAAGGGCACCCGUAUCUAUCCGUUGCAUUACUAGCUGGUUUCUUUCAGAGAAAAAGCUCUGCAGACGUGAAAACACCACGAUUCCUGCCGAAGUGGAACUCUCGCCAGUUGCCACAGUCUUUCCUGGAUUCCCUUCAACCUUCUCGCCGCAUUUCUCCAUCCUAGGUUUUCUGGAAUGAGCUGUUUUCCUGCUUGCGUCGUUUCCAUGUCAGCAUGGGAACUGCCGUGUCCAAAAGGAAGAAUAUAAGAAACGAUGCGACAUCUUCCGUGGCAGCAAAAGUUAGAGCAGCGUUUGGAGAGUACCUGUCCCACACACACCCUGAGAACCGAAACAGUUCAGCCCAUCUCCUGUCUGACACGUUUGUGGGCCCAGACUCUGUCUCCCCUGGCGGUGUCCGUCACCACAACAACAACUAUCCAUACCCCCACAGGGGCUCUCCGGCCUCCCCUGAGUCCAGCCUGGUGAAGCAUCCGCUGGGUCACCUCCAGCCUCCGCCCGUCUCCAUCACCACCACCAAGACCCGCCUGUCUCUGGAGCGCAGCUUCUCGGCCGAGGAGGACCAGCAAAAGUGUGUGGAGUGCGCCCUGCAGCCCGCCCGCGUCUACACCAUCACCGGAGAGCACGGUAUGCUGGGUAGCAACCGGGGCAGCAAGGAGAGCCUGGAGCUGGAGCUGCUGAAGGGGGCGUCGCCCCUGGUCCAGCCCUCCACCUCCCCCUCCUCCACCUCCUCCUCCUCACCCACCCAGCACCACCUCCGUCACGGUCACCGCAGCAACACCCACCGCGAUGACGGGAGCCAUCGUCACGGCAACCCCGUGGCCGGCGGCAGUGGCAGCAACCAUCACACUCUGAAUGUUACCGGUGGGGGAGCCUCCCACCAUGGUCACCAUGGCAGCCACCACCACCUAUCCCAGCAGCCUCUGUCGAGCUCUGUCAGCGCGCAAAACAUUCGCAGCUGGGGCGAGGGGGGCAAGGGGGACUCACGGGAGGACUGCAGCCUCAAUGUGGUCUUGGACUCUAGUGGGGCCCCGUCCCGUAGCCAGGGCUCCCUGGAUCUAGAGAGCUCCCGCGAGGCAGGCAAGCAACACAGGCGCCUAGAGAGGAUGUGCAGUGUGGACCGGAUGACUGGGCUGGAGAGAGAGGACAACAACUGGUACCCAAAAGACAAUAUGUUUAGCUUUCAGACUGCUACUACCACCAUGCAGGCGAUAUCGAACUUCCGGAAGCAUCUCAGAAUGGUGGGCAGCAGGAGGAUGAAGGCACAGACAUUUGCCGAGCGUAGAGCGAUGAGUUUCAACCGCUCCUGGAGUGACCCCACCCCUGUCAAGAAUGACUCUCCACAUGACCCCAGAGACAGUGGGGACCUGCCUGCCUCGUGUGGGACCCUGGAUGAGGGGGAGCGUGAGGAGCUAGACUGGGAGGAGGAGAGGGAGAUGGAGAGACUUGCCUGUGAGGGAGAUGACUUCAUCCCACCCAAAAUCAUGCUGAUCUCCUCCAAAGUCCCCAAGGCGGAGUAUGUCCCCACCAUCAUCCGCAGGGAUGAUCCCUCAAUCAUCCCUAUCCUCUAUGACCAUGAACAUGCUACGUUUGAUGAUAUCCUCGAGGAGAUUGAGAAGAAGCUAACAGCCUACAGGAGAGGCAGCAGAAUCUGGAGGCUGCUCAUCUUCUGUCAGGGAGGUCCAGGGCAUCUGUACCUGUUGAAGAAUAAAGUGGCCACAUUCGCCAAGGUGGAGAAAGAAGAGGACAUGAGCCAGUUCUGGAGGAGGCUGAGUCGGUUUAUGAGCAAAGUGAACCCUGAACCCAACCUCAUCCACAUUAUGGGCUGCUACGUCCUGGGAAACCCCAAUGGAGAUAAGCUGUUCCAGAAGUUGAAGAACCUGAUGAGGCCUUACUCCAUUGAAUUCGAGUCGCCACUGGAGCUGUCUGCGCAGGGAAAAGAGAUAAUUGAGAUGUACUUUGACUUCCGUCUCUUCCGCCUGUGGAAAACUCGCCAGCACUCUAAACUCCUGGACUACGAGGAUCUUUUAUGACGGGGCUCCAAGUCAAGUCCGUCCUGUAGCAUACAUGCAGUCUCUACUGGGACAGGAGGACCUACUGAACACCACUGCUCAACUCAACCCUACUGCUCAGCCCCACUGUAACAUCUAUCACACCUGCUUUCAAUCAGGACAGGACUGGGAGAGGGGGGUGAUGAGGAGGAGGACGAAGAGAAGAGGGACAGGAGUGAUAGAGGUCGAGGAGGAGGCGAGGGGGUGACAGGGCAGUUGUCAUGGUGCUGUGUGUGUCACCCAUUAUUUAUUUCAACCCGCCUCUUCACCGCCUUCGCAACCACUAAGGGUCGAGGGUCAAAAAGAGAGACACCCAAGCAGAAGGGAGGCUAGAAGGACAACAAGACCUGAAGAUGGAGAGAAAGAGUGAACGAGUAGAACGGGAGAGAGAUCGUCUGUGCUCUUGCUCUCUCUCCCUUUAUGAAACGAGGAACAAAAACGUGUAUUAUCAUCAAUGCUCAUAGCACUUUAAAGGGCAAUUGUCUGGUUCUGUCCUGGUUGGACCUCUCAGAGAAAUCCGGAUUGGAAAAUCAAAAUUCACUCCAUACGUAGGUGUGUAUGUAUACAGCACAUGAAUAUAGUCUAGCUCUAGUCAUGCAAAUUCUCCCUCUUUAAGAACAUGAUACAUUGAUUAUGUUUGCUGUUUCUUCUGAACUCUCCUCAAUAACUCAGGUUUUAGCCAUGAAAUCACCUCUGUUUGUUUGAUCCCCUGGUGCACCAGAUAUUGUAAUCCUCAUUGCCAUUGCUUGGGAUGAAUGUAUAUAUCAUUUAUCUUCUAACUAUUUCAACUGAUUCAGCUCCGGGGCCAAAAGUGUAGGGGGCGAUGUCACAAAUACAAAUGUGUGUGUGUGUGUGUGUGUGUGUGUGUGUGUGUGUGUGUGUGUGUGUGUGUGUGUGUGUGUGUGUGUGUGUGUGUGUGUGUGUGUGUGUGUGUGUGUGUGUGUGUGUGUGUGUGUGUGUGUGUGUGUGUGUGUGUGUGUGUGUGUGUGUGUGUGUGUUCGUUUGUGUGUGGCUGCGUGCGUGUGUGUGCGUGUUCUCCCUCUCUGAUAAUAGCCAUGCUGAACCACUCCAUUUCGCACCACAGAGUGAAGCCACUGGACACACACUUUCACCAGAUGAGUUGUGAUGUCAGACCUGGUAUCAUGUAGCUCAAGCAGAACCCUUAUACCGGUGGAUUAAAUGGCCCGUGUCAAUGCCUUCCGUCAGUAGCUGUACCCCAUCUAGCCUCAAGUCAGUUGGUUGCUCUCACCAUCAGCUCGACAGUCCUGGCUCCCCCUCAGGACCCCUUCCUCCACCGGGCCUUUUGGUCCAGUCAGAAAAAAUAGGCACUUAAUGAAUUGGUCUGAUCUUCAUCAUUCCAAGCCAUUAAGGAGCCAUCUGGGCAUCAGCAGAGUUAUGUGCUGUGAUGUAUAUGCACCGAGGGGAGAGAGUGUGUGUGUGUGUGUGUGUGUGUGUGUGUGUGUGUGUGUGUGUGUGUGUGUGUG